CAAGAAAAGUUCCACAAGUCACAGCACUGGGGUUACUGCAAUAAUGUUGCUAUGCUGGUUGGCGAAAACAAGCCUGGAAUAGGAGGUGAACCAUUACCUGGACAGAAGCUGAAACCUAAAUACAGUGUGUUUCCUGGAGGGGUGGGAAGUGAUGCUCCUGCUUGGGUAGCAUUUGACAAACAGGUAUUGUCUUUUGAUGCCUAUUUUGAGGAAGAAGUGCCUGACAAGAAUCAAGAGCUUUAUAGAAUCAGACACUGUAAAAUAUACUUCUACCUUGAAGAUGAUACAAUUCAAGUGAUUGAACCUCAAGUGAAAAAUAGUGGCAUAAUUCAAGGAACUAUUGUUCGACGGCAUCGGAUUCCACUUCCACCUCCUCGUGAAGAUCAGUUCUAUACUAUAGAUGAUUUCAAUAUCAAUGUAGAAGUAAUCCUUUAUGCCCAAAGAUACAAGAUUAUAGACUGUGACCAGUUUACAAAAAAUUUCCUGAGGAAGAUGGGAGUUAGAUUAAAUCCUCCUGCGGCUCGUCCAGAUGACCCGUACACCAAGGAGCGGCAAAAGAUUCUGGAUAGUAUGAAGCCAUUGCGCCCUUAUGAGCGCAUUGACACUCUGAAACAAUUUUUGGAGCAUGACAGACAUGUUCUACGUUUUUUCUGUGUGUGGGAUGACCCAGAGUCCAUGUUUCAUGACCCGCGGGAACUUGUUCUGCACUAUUAUUUGUCUGAUGAUACUAUUGAUAUAAAAGAAAUUAUACCAAUAAACUCAGGCCGGGACGCUGUUCCACUUUUCCUCAAAAGAGAUAAGCUUCCAAAGUAUGCUCCCACUGGGCUGUAUCAGCCGGGCGCAAUCACCAGUCGAACUGUUCUCAACGUGUUUGGAAAGGUAGUAGGAAACAGAGGCCGUUACAUUCUGGACAAUCGUAAGACAGGAGCAGUGCAUCAGGAUUUUUACAGAGAGAGUGACCUGAAAAUAGGGGAAGUAAUUAAUGUUUGGGGAAGGAAGAUAACACUCUGUGAUUGUGAUGAAUUCACUAAAGAAUAUUACAGGACAAAGUACGGAAUCA
Molecule: messenger RNA, 1060 nt
Organism: Eurypyga helias (sunbittern)
Lineage: Eukaryota; Metazoa; Chordata; Aves; Eurypygiformes; Eurypygidae
Product: EF-hand domain-containing family member C2-like
Exons: 6
Biological process (GO): regulation of neuron projection development
Cellular component (GO): microtubule
Source: RefSeq, a predicted model, not a curated record